UUGUGGGGCACCCUACCCGAAUACACCGACGACAACGGAUGGAGCAAAGACCGAAAUAUCGAUUUUUAGACCCCUACGCGGAGCUUCGAUGUUCAUAUCUGCCCUGUGCCCCGUCUGUGAAGCGCCUUUCAAAACAUCGGGUCCGAGAAAUACGUGAAAAACAUCGAAGCAUUUCGCGUUUUACCAUCGCUAACAGUGUUUCUCUCCUUCUUUGAAUGUCAGAAAACAUGGCUGUUGCUGCGUCAGAGAAUUAUCAGUUGAAGUGGCACAGCUAUGGAGCUCAUCUUCACAGCUCCGUGGCAACGCUACUCCACUCCGAAUCAUUCGCCGACGUUUUGUUGGCAACUUCUUGUGGCAGGCAUGUUGCAGCUCAUCGUUUUGUUCUUGCAGCCUGUUCAUCUUACCUAAGUCACAUAUUUCAAACUUGUCAUUUUGGUGCAAAUACUAACGCACCUAUUAUUGUGGUGCUGCCCACUGAAAUUGGGUAUCGGACAUUGAAGAUCUUGAUCCAGUACAUGUACAGCGGUGAAGCGACGGUUACUAAUGACCAGUUAGAAGGAGUUCUGAAAGCAGGUGAUAUACUUAGAGUUCGUGGAUUAUGGAGAUCGAAUAAUGGUAGUAAGAAGGAGAAUAUUCAAUCAAACAGUCAAAAAGUCGAACGUGAUAAAAAGGAAGCAGCCCCUCUCGCUGGACAGAUUCAGAAAAUUAAAUUGGUCCAACCGAUGCCUGAGAAAAUUAUUGAAAAUGUUCAGCAGCCGGUAAUAACUCAGAGUACCGUCCCCACCCCAAAAUCAUCCGAUGGCAAACUUGUGGAAAAAAAUGAUGAGAAUGUAAAAGACCCCGAGAGUACUAAAGUCCACGAAGGAAAGAAGAAUGAAGAUGAAAGUAAAACGAACGGUAAUCCUGAAGCCAAUGCCAAAAAAAGAAAAAGUGUCAAUAGCGAAACUGAAUCCAAUAGGACAAGAAGCGAAGCUGGUGACAAUGACGAGUUGAAUCUUGAACUUUUGGUCAAAGACGAGCCAAUCGACUGGGAGGAGACCAUUGAUCCGUCUGAAACCUUGACAAUUGAUCAUGAAAUGGACAUCAAACCAGAGAUUGUACACAGUGCUGAUGAAGAAGGAGAAAUGGAAGAAGAGGAAUAUACGCCUCUGACUUGCGACAUGUGUAGCCAAACAUUUAACAGACCAUCUGAUUGGGUUCGACACAUAGAAUUUACCCAUGCCGAUAUGACGGAAAAUAGAAGAAGAAAACGAAAGGGUGACACCGAUGACGAUAGUAAAGAUUUUCCACCUCUAAAAUGUGACCUAUGUGGUAACAUGUAUCCUACUCCUCAAGAAUGGGUGCGACACAUACAAACAGAACAUACCGAAGAACAACUCGCGCUCAUGAAUAAUUCAGCGCCUCCAAAACCAAAAAGAGUUCACAGCCAUCAAAAAUUAUGCAACAUCUGCCAAAAAGUAUUUCCCAGCCAUGCAUCAAUGGUUAUUCAUCAGAGAACACACACUGGUGAAAAGCCGUUUCUAUGUUCAUACUGCAAGAAAGGUUUUAAUGUUAAAAGUAAUUUACUAAGACAUCUGCGAACGCUUCAUGAUAAGUUUGUACACCCUAGCUUAUAUGGCAGUAAUGGUAAUAAGAAUACUUAAGUUGUUUUCCUUUUUUUUUUGCUUUUGCAUACCAUCAUGUGGCUAGGCUUUGUAACGCUGCUGUCAGUUAUGAAUAGCAGAGCCACUGAAAUACAUUCAUUGCUGAAUGUAGACCCGGGUGAGAGAGGACCCCUGAUGCGAGUGCCAGGUAGAACUGCGGCGGUAGUGGUCCUCAAGUUCAGCAAUAAAUGAAUGACCCUGUACGUAUGCAAAACUACAAGAUCCAAUUUUAUGAGACGUGUCAAAAACGAAAGAUAGAAAUAAUCAUAGCAUUCGUCGGUCAUACGGAAUGUUCCAUUUUCUAUUUAAAAUUUGCUCGUCUAAAACGUGCAUGACGAUUGAGUAGACUUGUCAAACUUACAUAAUAUCAUGCAUACACCUGUUACUCCAAGUUAUAGAAACAAAGUUUCCACUUGCAGUUUUGACAUUUGCCAAGUCCUGUGUAACUUGCAUCUAUAAAAACGUCUCUACAGUGAAUCAAAUAUUAGGUAUAAGAUGGAUAUAUAAAUAUAGUUAAAGUAAAAAUCCACUACAGAAAAGCAAAACUAAAAUCGGAAAAAAAAAAAAAUAUUAACAUGUAGUUGCAAAAUAGUAGACGACAAAGCAAUACCA
Messenger RNA from Neodiprion virginianus, 2255 nucleotides. RefSeq names its product zinc finger protein 37 homolog. Gene Ontology annotation, biological process: regulation of transcription by RNA polymerase II. Gene Ontology annotation, cellular component: nucleus. Gene Ontology annotation, molecular function: protein binding. The coding region runs from base 216 to 1643 and encodes 475 amino acids. Lineage: Eukaryota; Metazoa; Arthropoda; Insecta; Hymenoptera; Diprionidae. The transcript is spliced from 6 exons. The record is from RefSeq and is a predicted model, not a curated record.